This is a messenger RNA of Nematolebias whitei (Rio pearlfish), 1023 nucleotides long. It is a transcript of the gene cacng8b, whose product is annotated as calcium channel, voltage-dependent, gamma subunit 8b. Gene Ontology annotation, cellular component: postsynaptic density membrane; AMPA glutamate receptor complex. The transcript is spliced from 5 exons. The record is from RefSeq and is a predicted model, not a curated record. Gene Ontology annotation, biological process: positive regulation of synaptic transmission, glutamatergic; regulation of AMPA receptor activity; transmission of nerve impulse. Gene Ontology annotation, molecular function: channel regulator activity; voltage-gated calcium channel activity. NCBI's taxonomy places the organism in Eukaryota, Metazoa, Chordata, Actinopteri, Cyprinodontiformes, Rivulidae. Bases 568 to 1023 code for a protein of 151 amino acids.
UCCGCGCUCAGUGACGUGUCUCCUGUAGCCUCUUUUUUUAUUUCUUUUUCUCCUCUUUUUUAUUCUCCACUGAUCAAAUGUGAACCCUCUCCUCUCGCCCUCUCGCUGCUGCUUAUUCUCAUCAUCAGACCUUCUAUUAAUUCAUGUACUUGUACAUUUGGCCCCCACCCUCUCCCUCUCUCUCUCCCUCUCUCUCUCCCUCUCUCCUCUUUUUUCCUUCAGUCUCCUCUUGGGGAGAGCAACGCGCCACGGAGCUCUGAAAUUACAUAAAAAGGCUGCAGCAGGAGACACAAGAGAAGAGUGACCAUGGUUUAUUUUCUUCAAGUUUUCUGCUAACAGCAGGAAGAGUGGGAAAACCGUCCACAAUCCCUGCAAGAUCCAUAGUCCAGCAAGAUUAAAAGAAAGGGACAGGGGGGCAAACGAGAGAACAAAGAAAAAGGAAGCGAAGAGGAGCAGGUGAAAACAGUCGAUGGAUGCUGUCCGGAUUGAGGGGACAGCACGUUCUUCACUGACGGGGAAAAGAAAGAUUUCAAAAUUGAGUCGAAGGAUAGAAACUCGCCAUCAGGCAUGGUGUGUGAGAAGGGGAUUCAGAUCCUUCUCACCACCGUGGGGGCAUUCGCUGCCUUCGGCCUGAUGACGGUGGCGAUAGGGACGGACUACUGGCUGUAUUCCCGUGCCCUGAUCUGCAACAGCACAGCCAACAUCACGCAGGAUGAUCCCCAUAAUAAAGACAAAAAGGACCCGGGGGCUCUCACUCACUCUGGGCUCUGGAGAAUCUGCUGCCUGGAAGGUGUGAAGAGAGGAGUGUGCUCGCAGAUUAAUCACUUCCCAGAGGACGCAGACUUUGACCAUGAUGGGGCCGAAUACGUCCUGAGGGUGGUUAGAGCAUCCAACAUCUUCCCCAUCCUUAGUGCCAUCCUGCUGCUGAUGGGAGGGGUUUGCAUCGCUGCUAGUCGUUUCUAUAAAAGCAAAAGGAACAUCAUCCUGGGAGCAGGAAUCCUCUUUGUGGCUGCAGGUAACUGA